Molecule: messenger RNA, 6648 nt
Organism: Lagopus leucura (white-tailed ptarmigan)
Lineage: Eukaryota; Metazoa; Chordata; Aves; Galliformes; Phasianidae
Gene: KNDC1
Product: kinase non-catalytic C-lobe domain containing 1
Exons: 30
Coding region: 92-5797 (1901 amino acids)
Biological process (GO): small GTPase-mediated signal transduction
Molecular function (GO): guanyl-nucleotide exchange factor activity
Source: RefSeq, a predicted model, not a curated record
UGGCGCCGCGGGGAUCGCUUGCAGGCGGGCGUGGGGAUGAGCCGUCGGCGGGGGCUGAGGGUGUGAAGCCUCCGCUCUCUCUCCGGGCGGAAUGGAGCCUGCUGCGGAGGAUGGGUGUUAUGAGGAGGCGGAGGAGGUGAACUGCUACGACUUCGAGCCCCUGCCGACGUUGCUGGAGGACGAGGAGAAUGUGUCCCUUGCUGAUAUUUUGUCACUGCGAGAUAGCUGUCUUAAAGAGCAAGAUAUUUGGGCAAUUUGCCUGGAGUGUUGCCAUUCUCUGAAGAGCAUUGCCCAUUCUGCAAUCUUCCAGACUCUUUGCAUCACUCCCGACACUCUAGCUUUUAACACCAAUGGCAAUGUAUGCUUCAUGGAACAACUCAGUGAUGAUCCAGAAGGUGCCUUUGUUCCACCAGAAUUUGAUAUCACCGGUAACACUUUUGAGGCACACAUCUAUUCCUUGGGUGCCACAUUGAAAGCAGCUAUUGAAUAUAUAGUAGAACCAGAGACAGAAUCGGAAUUUGGGCAAGAUCUGCAUACUCUCUUGGAACAAAUGCAAGAGGAGAAUCCUGAAAAUAGGCCAGAUAUUGAGAGUAUUUUGUCAUUAUGUGAGGAAAAACUGAAGAUUGCUUCAUCAAGUAGUAUUUGUCGAAGCCUGUCUGCUGUUGGAAGAAGGGUUCUUUCAAUUGAAUCAUUUGGUGCUUUUCAAGAUGCCUGUGAUAACAUGUGGAAAGGAAGAGUGUUUCAGAAAAGUUUGGGAUCUAAAUUAUACUCAAAUGAGAGAUACAACAUAGGUGAUUCAUCUGCAGCAGAAGAUGUAGCAGCUACUUGUCAUAAAGACUCUUCUGUAGUUCCUGUGGUGACUGGCAGAGAAAGUAGCUUAAAGGAAAUGCAAAUUGAUCUGGAUAAUGAAAAAACUCAACAUUCUCUACUUGCAACUGAAGAGAAAAAGAGCAAAGAGGACAAACAUGCAGUAUAUACUGAUGGUUUUGCUAGUGUUGCUUUGGAUAUAAAAUCAUGUGUUAAUGACCUGGAGAGAGAUGGCGUUUUUAAGAAGGGUUCUUUGAGAAAAAUUAAAACUUUUCCAAAGCUGCCACUUGAACCUACAGAAACAAAUCACUUUUUUACAUCUGUAACCAGCAGUGGACCAAUAGAUAGGAAAAAUCACUUGCUUAUGCAUGAGUCGCUACCUCUAGACAAUAAUAAUGAGGUUGGUUUUUCUAAGAGAAAUCUUAAUUCACUUGCUAUUAGUAGUCCAUCAAAAACAGAACCAAAGCAUCACCAGGUUACUGAUCUUCAGUUAGAGGCUUCUUGUGUGCGUACACAAGUGUCUGGCAUGAAUCUAGAAGAACACAUGUUACUUAUUAAUGGUAAAAAGAUAGGUUUUAUUUCAUCUGAUCAUAAAGAAGACUGUUCUGAUGCUACCUCUGAAGUGUCCAAUACAACUGGUAUGCUAAAAAGCCCAAAUCAAUCAAUUACUGGAGUAAAAAAGCUAGACAAUUACAUGGCGUUGGAAGACUGUACUGAAACUUUUCAAGGGUCAAAUGAAAAUUCCUUAUCACACUUUAACAAGAUGACUUCAGUUUUAACAACAAAACCCAGUGGGAGCAGAUAUGGAUCAAACCUAAUUAGGUCUCCAGAAUUAAGCAGCGGUGCAUUGAGCGCAAACAAUAAUGAAGAUAAUCUUUGUGGAGGCAGAGGGUCAGAAAUCAGAAGUAAUGAGCAGUGGAUUUCUCUAAAACUCCUGUUAUCCUGGUAUGGUAAGCCUCUGAAGGACCAUGAACUCUGGGCUUUAUGUCAUGAAUGUUUAAGGACUUUACACACUUGCACAGAUUAUCCAGUGAUCUUAUGUUUGGACACUGUACUGCUGGACUGCCAUGGAAGAGUCCUCUUUACUGCUCCAAAAGCGGAAGAAUCUUGUGAUAUAAUUUAUUUAGCUCCUGAAAUUGAAGAGGAGGAUGUAGAUACUGAAAAGGUCUGCAUUUAUGGUGUUGCUGCAGUUCUUUGGAUGGCAGCAAAAUUCAGCAUUUCACCUAAUCACAAACUGGCCUUGCCAAGAAAAUUAAAAAACCUUCUUCUGAAUAUGGCAAAAAAAAAUCCUGAAGAAAGACCUUCUGUAGCUGAUGCAAUUAAGACAUGCAGUCAUUAUUUACUUGAACGAGGAGUAAACAGCAAAAAUAUUUUGGCAUUGUUGAAUAAAUCUGUUUUUAAGGCUGUUGCAGAGGAUGUAAUCUCUUCUCCACAUAAUGUAGCUUUUGAAAUUGAAAAUGAAAGACUUGAAAUGAAUGCUUCAGAGUCAAGUCUAGGAUUUAUACCUAUUACCGGUGAAAGUAAACUUAUCGCAGUUAAAGGACCAGUACCAUGCCAGAUUUCUCUAAACUGUGAGAAAACUGCAUUACCUGUUGCAUUCACCUCUUCUGCAACUCACUUUAAGCCUAUCAUUCUGCAGCAAAAUGCAAAUAUGAAAAAGGAAGUUCACACACCAGCUACUGAAAAAUUCAAAGAAAAGUCGAGUAAAGAAAAAUGCAUUGAUUACAACAAAUUAGGAUAUGUAGAAGGCUCUAAAAACUGUGGUAUCAAGGACACAAAUGUAGUUGAAACUACAUCUGAAAUACCUGAGUGUCAUUUACAAGUUCCAGGCCAUCCGUUCCAGAUGCCUUUAGAGAAGGAAAAGUCAGGCGAUAUAUUUACUUCUGAUCCCUCACGUAUUCCACAGGAAAGAAAAAUUUUAUCUGAAGUUCCUUCAAGCUCCUUAACUUCUCUUAUAUCUCCUAAUUCUCUUCAUAUAAAUAACAUCAUUCUCAAACAGAAUUCAGAGAAAAGAGUUUUAACAUUUGUACCAGUACACUUAGCUGUAUCAGAGCAAAUACCAAAUAAGCCUCUUCAUUCAAGGGUUGCUGCUGAUUGCUCUCAUAGUUUGCCAGUGCUACUUUCAAGUACUAUUGCAAGUUACAAACUCAGCAUGCAAACAGAAAAUGACUCCUCGCUACUCAAAGUACAAAACUGUAAGACUAUUAAUACACAGAAUGCAUUUGAAAAAACUAACCAAGUUGUUCAGACCAACUGCCAAGAUAUCGAGGGUGCUACCAACACAAGCAAUAUUUUCUCUGAGCAAGGAUUCACUUCUUGUACCUCAGUGGAUGGAGAGGCGGCUUGUGUCUUUGAUGUAAAAGUCCUGUCCCAACAGAGCAGAACAAAUGACGCUUUGUUGCAGGAAGUGGUUCAUCUAAUACAAGAGGAGUUUGCCUUUGAUGGCUAUCUAGAGAAUGGAGUUGAAGUUUUUGAUAUGGGUAACUUCAUUUUAGCAUUAAAGGAAAUUAAGUUUGGUACAUUCUCUGACAAAAUUUGUGAGAAGUUCUGUGACCUAUACUGGGAUGAAAAAUUACUGGAGAAUCUUUAUCAAGUAGUAAAUGGAGAAAGAGUUUCACCUCUAUGCAUAACUGAGGCAGAUGACUCAAAGUGUGGUGGUGUAUUCCAAGAUCUGAAGAAAUCUGACAGCUUUUUGGCAAGCAGUGAUUACACAGAGGGAGAAGGAGAAGCUACCUUUGACAUGAAGGAUGAGCUUAUGAUAAAUACAUCAUUAGCUGAAAUGAAUUUUAAUGAGGCGCCCUCAGAUAAUUUCAAAAAAGAGUCAAGUCUGCAGAAUACUAUUCCUAUAGAAAAAGAUGGACAGUGUUUGCAAACCAAUGGCUACCAUGUUGGUCCAGACUUUGCAGAAGAAAAUGCAGAGCCUGAGGAAGAGACUGUAAUAAAGACAGCUGAAAACAGCUACCUUGUGCCUCCCAACCCACCUGAUUUUCAUGGCUGUAGUCCUGGUUGGAGCAGUGCAUUUUAUGGAGCUGAAUGUUUUGAUUCAGAAGUUCAUAGUUACAUGAAAAACCUUGGAAAGCAGAAAUCAAAUGAAUCACAAAGUAUAGAUGCUAAAAAAGUGGAACUAGAACAAUUACUAAUGAUGGAGACCAAAAAUUACAGAAAGACCAUGAAGUUUUACCAGAAACUAUUGCAGAAAGAAAGAAGAAACAAAGGUCCUGAAACUAAAUCUAUGUUGCCCAAGUUGAGAGGACAACUACAAGAGAUGAAAUCAAGGGUGCAGUUUCUUGAAUUGGUGAAGAAGUAUGUGCAGAUAAUGUAUGCAGAACAAUGGGGUGUGGAAUCCAGUGUACUUCCUACCAUCAUUCACUUCGGGAGAACUGACACCAUGGAUGUGGCUCCUACAGAUGAGUCAUCAAUGCUUGUUUACUAUAACACAGAGAAACACAAGUGCAGUAAUCACAAUGGAAUAAAAGUUCUGCAGGCUGGGACACCACUUGGUUUAAUGGCUUAUUUAUAUUCUAGAAAUGCAUUUUUAGAAGGCUAUGUGCAGCAGUUUCUCUACACGUUUCGCUAUUUCUGCACACAAGAGGAAUUUUUGCAGUUUAUUCUUGAUCGAAUUAGCAGCACUUUAUCCAGCGCAAGCCUGGAUCCCUCCUCAUCACUUACCAAAAUAUGUAACCGCAGUUUCUACAUCCUGCAGGCUUGGAUUGAAGACUGCUACAAUGUAGACUUUGCAACAAAUGCGAGCCUUUUAUGUACCCUGAAAGAAUUUAUUGCUUCCAAGGUUGCUCCAUUAAAUGGGUAUGGUGAGCACUUUUUGUCAUUGCUUGAGGAUGCUUCUGCCAGGAAAAGUGGAAGUUCUCAGCAGUGCUCCAGUAUGGAGAAAGGUGAAGAGGAAGAGGAGGAGGACAGAAAAACAUUACACUCCAUAUGUAAAAAGCUCUCAGAAGAUAUGUUCAGAAAGAACUUUAACUGGAAACUUUCCAAAGGUAUGGGACCAAUUGCACAUUAUCAGAGAGAGCGACUGUACACUAUUUCAUCGGUUUUGCCAAAGCCAUGCUAUAGCAGUUUUACAGAAGAAUUCCCAGUCUCCUUUGCUAAAGCAGAUGAAGUGGGACCAUAUCUUUUAACAGAAUACAGUGUGCAACAGCUUUGUUGUCAGCUGACAUUACUGCAACAGGAAUUAUUUCAUAAAUGUCAUCCAGUACACUUUCUGAAUUCAAGAGCACUUGGUGUUAAAGAUAAAUGUGUUGCUGUACAGAAAGCCGUUUCUACUGAGGAAGUUUCCUUUAAAGUCUGUAAUCUAUUUCUAUCAAAGUGUAUACAAGACCAGUACCUUAUACAAUUACUAAGAAAUGCAGACAGUGUCAGCACCUGGGUUGCUGCUGAAAUUGUAACAUGUCAUACAUCUAAGAUGCAGGUGAGCUUGUUAUCAAAAUUUCUUCUCAUAGCAAAGUCCUGCUAUGAACAAAGAAAUUUUGCUACUGCGAUGCAAAUCCUAGCAGGCUUGGAAAAUCUUAUUGUACGACAGUUGCCAGCCUGGAAAAUUUUACCUGCAAAAGUAGCUGAAAUAAUGGAAGAACUCAAGGCUGUUGAGGUCUUUCUAAAAAGUGACAGCUUGUGUUUAAUGGAAGGAGAAAGAUUCAAAACACUUCCAACAAUUCCAUCAGCCCAUGUUUUAGCUAUGCAUGUCCAACAACUUGAAACUGGAGGAUUCACAAUGACAAAUGGAGCUCACAAGUGGACUAAACUUAGAAAUAUUGCUAAAGUUGUGAGCCAAGUUCAUGCUUUUCAAGAGAAUCCUUAUACAUUUACACCAGAUUACAAGCUGCAGUCUUACCUCAGACAAAGAAUAACUCGUUUUAAGGAUGCAGAUAUUUCUGCUUUGGCAGCUGACAACUGUGCCAACUUCCAUCAUAUACCAGCAGAAAAACAUUCUCGGAAAAUCCAGGACACGCUGCGCAGAAUGAAGGCAACAUUUCAGUAACUAUUUAAAUUUCAUCUGUUCUAUUCCAAGUAUAGAGUAUAAAACAGGAUUAAAUUGACUUUACUUCCUGAACCAAUUCCCAAGCAAAUGCUUAAGUGAAGUGACUUUAAAUAUUGUCUCAGUUUGAAAUGGGUAUAUUACUUAAUGUGAAAUAGUAAAAAAGCUGACCAAUUCUGUGAUUCUAAUGAAGUAUGAUUCCUUGGCAAGUGGAUAAAGGUAAAAGUAAAGAGAGACUAAUUUUGUCACUGUCCUUUUGCAUAAAAAAAUAAUUAGCCUACAUGCAAAAUAUCUGAAAAGUACUGUGGAAGCAAGUUAUGCUUGCAGCUUCUGUUGCAAAAUUGGCCUAGAAUUGUUCAGACUAUGUUUCAUUAAAUGUUGAAUAUAUUUUUAUAUAAACAAAGUACAUUUGUAUCCUGUCACCGUGUGCAUAUAAUUCAGGGACACCUCUGCUAUCUGUUGCCUGUUGGUGGUUUUUACUUUUAUGUUGAGUAUUAUAAAAACAUGUUUGACAUAAUAACUGGCUAUCAUUUCAUUCAAGCAUACUAUGAAAGCAGAAGAAUACCAUGUGAAUUUUUUUUUCUUUUGAUUUUACUGUCACUGAACUAACCUGUAUCCACAUGAAAGUACACAUUCAUAUUUCCACGUGAAUCUAAAUAUUACCACUUUGUUGCUUUGCUGCUGCCUCCAUGGUGUUGUGAAGAGAGUAAACAUGAGUUGCUCUUUUUCUGUGUUUGGUACAAAAAUCGCUUUGCCAGUUGUGUAUGUAUGUAUGUAGGCACAUCUUUGCUCCUGAGGUUGCUCUUGUAAAUUGCAGUGCUCCAGCAGCAUUAAAUAGAAUAUAACUGUAUUAA